Daphnia pulicaria is the source of this 1333-nucleotide messenger RNA. RefSeq names its product calcium/calmodulin-dependent protein kinase kinase 1-like. Gene Ontology annotation, cellular component: cytoplasm. The coding region runs from base 38 to 1303 and encodes 421 amino acids. Gene Ontology annotation, molecular function: ATP binding; calmodulin binding; calcium/calmodulin-dependent protein kinase activity. The record is from RefSeq and is a predicted model, not a curated record. The transcript has 6 exons. Lineage: Eukaryota; Metazoa; Arthropoda; Branchiopoda; Diplostraca; Daphniidae. Gene Ontology annotation, biological process: positive regulation of protein kinase activity; intracellular signal transduction; protein phosphorylation.
GAGAAGCUUCUUGUGGCUCGGCAGCACAUAAACACCAAUGGUCAUCCUGUUAGUUUUGCCCUGUGCCUUCGUGAUUGUCGGCCUGAUUAAAUUCUUGAUGCUGCAACGACCAAAUUAUGCAUCAGAAUGCUGCAAGACCUCAGAGGGAGACGAAUCGUCAAAGACCAUUCACCCAAACUCGUGCCCCCGUCUCAAAUAUAUUCGGAAGGUGAAAAUUGAUAAAAGCGAAAAACAUACCCAAAUCAACCAAUACUCGCUAAGAGAAUUUAUCGGCCAGGGAUCCUAUGGAAUCGUCCAGUUGGCUUACAACAAAUUUGACAACCAAAACUAUGCCAUGAAAAUCCUUUCCAAGAAGAAAAUGUUGAAAAGGGCCGGUUUCUUCGGUCGACUAGCCCCGCAAAGAAAGAAAUCUGAUAAAGGAAGCACUGGAUCGACAUCUCAUCCGCUGGAUCGCAUCUAUCGUGAAAUCAACGUUCUUAAGAAAUUGAGCAAUCCUAACAUUGUCAAAUUAGUGGAGGUGUUGGACGAUCCAGUUCAAGACAAUCUUUACUUGGCUUUUGAAUUACUUGAUCUGGGAGCAGUUGUGUCAGAUGAGUCGAACGGUAAUCCGAUGGAAGAAAAUCAAGCCAGGAUACACUUUCGUGAUUUGUUGUUAGGAAUUGACUACCUGCAUCGCAAUCAUGUCGUCCAUCGUGACAUCAAGCCAGCCAAUUUGCUUCUCGGCUGUGACGGAAGGUUGCGCAUUGCCGACUUCGGUGUCAGUUGCGAGUUCCAUGGAGCGGAAGACAUUGUGCUGGAAACCGCGGCCGGAACGCCGGCUUUUCACGCUCCGGAAGCAUUGGCGGGCUCGGGUCGAUUUCACGGCAAGGCAGCGGAUGUUUGGGCCAUGGGGGUCACUCUCUAUUUUCUCGUCUACGGAGCUCUGCCCUUCAGCGACACCAACAUCUCGGCCCUGCAAAAAUUAAUUCAACAUCAAGAAUUAAGAUUUCCGGACGAAUUUAACACCUCUGCCCAACUGAGGGAUUUGCUUAAGCACAUGCUGGACAAAGAUCCGAGUCGAAGGAUUACCGUGUCAGAGAUGAAAGAGCAUUCGUGGGUGACUUGUGACGGGACCUGGCUGUUUCAAGAAGAGGAAAACAGUUGCAACAUCGAUUGUUUUGAUAAUAUUGUUAUCGACGAAUCUCCGCUGUAUCCACCAGUUUUCUCCAUUCCUUCCAUCCCGUACCUCAGUUCGCUGACUCGUCUAAUGAAAACUAUGUUUCUCAAACACUCUUUUCAUCUUCCCUCUUUCAAAUUCAGUUAAUUCAUUGUGGCCGCUAUAAGAGAGAUGCCG